AUGGAUCCACUACCGGUGUUAGAAGAAUUAGAAAAUGAUUUAAAAUUAUUAAUUAUUGAAACAAAAAAAAAAAAAAUAUGUAUAAAAGAGAAAACUGAAAUAUUUAUUAUAAAAAUAAAAAAUUACAAUAGUAUAAUAAAAUGUAAUAAAAAUCAUUUAUUAAAUAGUUUUGAAUUCCCCAUAGAUGAAAUAAUUGAAAUUGUGAAUAUAGGCGUUAAUAUUAAUAGCCAUAAAAUUAUUUGUAUUUGUUUAUUAAUAGUUCAACGUGUUGUGUUUUACAUAUUAUACAUAAUAGAUAAUAGAGAUAUGAUAAAAAGUUUUAAAGAAAUUAAUAUAGAAAAACAAAUAGAAAAAAUCACAAAUAAAUUGUUUGACCUGACUUUUAUUGAAGAUAAGAAAAUUCUGAUUAAAAUAUUACAGAUCAUUUUAGCAGCAUUUUCACCAAAAUAUAUUGAAUUCUAUAAUAAAGAUAAUAUUAAUACACUGCUCAAGAUUUUGUAUGCUAUUUAUUAUACGUCCUUAUAUGAUAAUAAUCAUGUUUUAUAUCAGACAUGUUGUGCUGCGUAUGAGCAGUUGCUAAAUUCGUUGAUUGAUGUAUGUAACAAAGAAAAUCUAGUUUAUUAUAAUGCAUGUAAUGAUUAUAAAAAAAAAGGGAAGACGAAUUUAGACAAAAAGAAGAAAAGAAAAAUAAUAAAUAAUAAUGAUUAUCAUGACAGUGAUAGUGAUAGCGACAAGGAUGAAGAUCAUUCAAGUUGUGUAAACUUUUAUUUUGAAAAUUUUGAUUUACAGUAUAAUACAAACAGUCCUGUAGAUUUAAUAUACAUAAAUGAUCUAAAUAAUAGGAGUAAUAGGAAAAAUAAAUAUAAGCUAAUAUCAUUAAUUCAUUACUUGUGCUAUUGUUGUUUCGUAAAUAUUCGAACAAAAUACAACUCAGAUUAUAUAACCCAUUCAAGCGAAUAUGGUAUUGCAAGUGACGAAAAAGAAUAUAGAAAUAAAAAAAAAGAUCCAAGUAAUAAUUGUGAACAUUUGGAAAGUCAUAUUAAAAAUAACACUUAUAACGAUAAUUUCGAAUUCAGUAUUAGAGAAGAAAAAUACAAAGAUGAUUAUAAAACCAUUCAUUUGAACUUUAAACAAAGGUGUGAUUCUAAUAAAUUGGGAAAAAAUUAUUUAAAUAAUGAGCAAUUAUCAAUUCAAAAUAGUGAAAAAAAAAAGAAAGAAAAAGAUCAUAAUUCUGUAGAUGAUUGCACAAACAGAAAUCCUUCUGCUUUUUGCAAUUAUAGUCAAAAUUCAUUAAGUAGCAAAAAAAAAAAUGGUUUAAAUAAUGUAACAACUGUAAACAACAGUAGCAAUGUUUGUACCUUGGCGGAGAAGGAGAAUGUAUUUAAGGAAGAAGUUUGCAAAACGGGAAGCUUUAAAAAUGAUGAAAAAGAAAAUAGCAUCAGUAGUAGAAGCAGCAACAACAACAGAAACAGUAAUAGUUAUAACAAAUGUGGCGCAAAAAAUUCAAAUAUUAGAAAAUUGUUGAAAAUUUUGAAAAGUUCAAACUCAAAGCAUGAGGAUGAUGAUUUUAAUAACAUAGAAUUUAAUGAAAAUAAAUGCGUGAAUUUCCGUGAGAAGAGAACAGACAUACUAUCGAGUUAUAAUAAAAAUAAUUUAAUUUUGCCAUUUAAUUUUUGCUUGGAUUUAUUGUAUGUUUUUUUAAAUAAUUUUGAAUACUUUUUACAGAAUUUUGAAUUUUUCAAAUUAUUAAAAUUUGAAAUUAUUUAUAUAGUAUUAAUAUCAUUAAAAUAUAAUUUACACAUGGAUGUUUUUUAUAGAUGUUUAAAAAUUUUUAAAAUCAUUUGUCACCAAUAUUUCCAAUAUUUUUUAGGCGAAAUUAAAUACUUAUUACAUAUAUUAAUUCAUUAUUUAUGUUUGAAUGAAUCAUGUUCAAAAUUAUUUAUUGUUUUAAAUUUUUUUUUCUAUCUGUUUGAUAAUACCUUGACACUUUUUCAUUUAUAUAAAUAUUUUUAUUAUGAAAGUAGACAUAAAAAGGGCAUUCUCUUGAGAACUGAUACUCAGGUGGACUAUGAAGGGGAAAACCAUAACGAAGCGGUGAAUGAUAAGGAAAUGGUGGACGAUAAGGAAAUGGCUAAUGAUAACGAAAUGGCUAAUGAUAACGAAAUGGCGAAUGAUAAAGAAAUGGCGAAUGAUAGCAGGGUGGCAAAGGGGAAAAAGCAGAAGAAAAAGAAAGGACGAAAUAAUUUAGAACAAGCUUAUUCCACAGUAAAGCAUAACAGUGUUAAAGAAGAAAAGCAUGAAUAUAAACAUGAAAUAUCACAGGACAUGAAAUGCAAUCUCGAUAAAAUGAAUGAGGUCAGGAGGAUGAAUGACGAUGGAAAUAAAACAAAUAUGAAGAGUUAUAUUAAGCAAUCAAAAAACUCAUUGAAUACCGAUGUGAAAGUAUAUAACGAGGAACAAAUGAAAUCUGAACUAAAUGCAGAUUAUGAGAAUAAUAAUAGAACUAUGAAAAGACUAAGUGAUCAGGAGGAUAAUUAUACUGAUAAGGACGAUUUCGUUUUUAUAAAGAUUGUUGAAUACAUUAGCAAAAUUAUACAUGAAUUAUUAUUUUUACAUUCAAUAGAUGUAACUAAAAUGUAUAUUCAUUUAAAAAUAUUUAAAUAUGAUAGAAUAUAUACGACCGAAAAGAAUAUAGAUCAUAUUAUUGAUAAGGUUAGAAGUAAGUCGAAUAAUAAUUUCACAAAGGACGAGAACUGUGAUAUAGAGGAAGAGAUAGAGAUGAAGGACAAGAAUCAAUGUAAAGCAGGAAAAGAAAAGGAGAAAGAAAAAAAGGAAAAUGGAAGAAGACAUAAUGAAGAAAAAAUAAUAACAAAAGGAAAACGAAAAACAGAACUAAAUGAAAUAUCAUUUUGUAAUUUUUUGAGCUACCCUUUAAUAUUGCCAAACAAUUAUAUAAACCCAAGAGAGAAUUUUUAUUUAUUUAAAUUUUCUACAGAAAAAAAAGUAAGUAAAAUAUUAUUUGAUGAUUUGUGUUACAAAGAUGCCGAUGAAAUUCUCUUACUUGCAUCAUCCGUAGAUAGCAUUUUAUCCAUAAUAAAUUCUUUUUAUGUAAUUUUUUUAAAUAUACUAAAAAAAUCUUUUAAUCAAUAUUGCUUUGCAACAAUAGAUUUAAACGAUGAAAAAAAUUUACAAAAAACAAAUUUGUCAACAGAUCGUAGUACGAUGUUUAAUGAAGAAAUGUGGACAGGAAAAAAAAUACAAACGGAGAAAUACAACAAUGUAGGUGAUAAUAGACACAAAUCUGGUAAUACAUUUUUGCGAUCCGGUGUGAAUAAUGUGGAGAACUUAAAUUUUUAUUAUGAAGUAGAGCGAAGAAUAGAGCAUUAUAAUAACAGCUCGAUUGUACAGGUGAAUGAAGACACAAAAGGAGAUAUUAAUAGCAGUUAUUAUAGCGGAAUGACGUAUAUUAAUAACAACACAAAUGAUAAAGCAAAUAAUUACUGCAGUAGUAAUAGAAGUAAUGAUUACUAUUUUAGUGGUGAACAAAAGUAUUAUAAUUGUGCAGAUAAUGCUCAUAAUACGGACAAAAUUGAAAAAGAUAGUAAUCUUUAUGGGAAGAAAAAUAAUUCAUACGACGAGCACAUAUCGUUAUUUUGUUAUGUAUUUAAUUCUACGUGUAGAUAUUUUAUAUCUUCAUUGUGCUUAAUUUUUUCAUAUACAAACACGUUGGAUCCUUGUUUUUUUAGUGGAUUUCAGAAAUUAAUUUUUAUCAGUACUCAUUUAAAAAUAAAUAUUUGUACAAGAGCAUGUCUGCAAACGUUGACCAAAUGUAGUAGUAUAUUUACAUUAGAAAAUUCUCCUUUUUUUUUGAAAAUUCUUCGAAAUUUUGAAAAACAAGAUAAUAAUGUCAGAGCAAAGAAAAAUAAAAUAGGUAACAGAACUAAUUACAAAGGAACUAGCUCAAGCCCUUCUAACGAGAAUAAAAAUCCCUUUUUUAAAAGUAAUAAACCAAAUUCUAGUGAUAAGAAUACCGUGAAUUCAUAUAAAACUCAAGGUGAUAUUUCCACGACACAUAAUAUUAAGCAUAAAUCAGUUAAAAGAAACAAUAAUAAAAAUGUUUACAAAUUAAAUACUAAGGAAAAAGAUAUGCGUACUAGUGGAGAAGUUAACAUUGUUAAUUAUUCUAUAAGUAACUGUGAUGAUAAUAUAGAAUGUUCUAUUUUUAAAGAAGACAUCAAGGAUUCUGUUAAAAUGGUUGAUAUGUAUAAUGAACAGAAAAAUGUGCAUGCAAGAGAUAAAAGUGAAACAAAUGUUAACUUGAAAAAUGCAACAGAAAAAGGAAAAGAUGGGGAAGUGGCCCAAAAUGGUAUACAUGACACAGGGAAUGAUCGAAAUUUGGAAAAUAGAAAAAUGUGUGAUGUGAAUGGUACUAAUAAUUCUAACAGUGUGUAUAACGUGAAUAAAACUGAUAACUAUGUCGAAUUUCAUAAGAGAAAGAGUGGCACAUCUAAAGACUCCCUUAACAUAGCUUAUAAUAAUGCACAUAAUAAUAUCCGUAGUGAUGAAAACAAAGAAAUGUACAAAGGUAGUAGUUUUACAGGUGAAAACAAUUUACUUGGUAGGGAACCUAUUUCCAAAAAAGUGAGCAUAGAAACUGUUGAGUCAAAUUUUGUUUCUUACAAAUCAACAUUAAAUGAAGACUUGUUAAAAUAUUUUGACGAAAUUAUCGGUGUGAUUUUGAAAGAGUCAUAUUAUAUGAAUAAUGACUUAAAUAAUGUAAAAUAUAUUUUAUCAAUAAAAGCUGUAAUUAGUAUAUUCUAUGUAUAUGGUGAUAAUUUAGAUUUUGAUAAUUGGUUAAAACUAAUAAAUUUAUUUGUCGAAAUUAAUUAUAUAUAUAAAUAUAUAUCUGCUAUAGAAAAUAAAACCAUCGAAUUUUUAAAUUUUCUUUAUCUUAUGAAUAAGAAUGAAGAAGAUUUUGUAUUUUCAUUACGUAAACGUCUGAUUGACUCAGAUAAAAAAACCUAUAUACAAAAUAUAAAUUCAAAGAGCAUAGAAUUCUGUUAUUUUAUAUUAAGAUUUAUACAGAAAAAUCCUGUAUUAUGCGCAGAAAUUACUGUAAUAUUUUCUUCCUUUUCUUAUUUUUUUAAAAAUACAAUUUUUUAUAGCAUAUCCACGCUGAUGAACAUAUUAAAUUCCAUUCACUUCAUGAUAUUUAAUCAAUUUUUUAAGCAGAAGAAAUUUGUUCAUAAACAGUCUAAUAGCUCAAAUUAUAAAAACAGUGCUACGAAAAGUGAUAACGAAAACUCUUCUUCAUAUAACGCGGAUAAGGCCUUAACACAAAAUAAUAAUGCUGCAUAUAAUAAUUACCUAAGUGAUAUAGAUUGUAAAGAUAGAAGUGCAGGUAGUAACAAUGAUAUGUUGAAGCCUAGUAAUGACGAUAGCAGUAAUGACAAGGAUGUCAACGAUAUGAGAAGUUAUAAUAAUCUCAUAGCCGACAAUGCUGCAGCUGAUGCGAAUAAGUACUGUGGUGGACAAAACUCACUCAACAAUUUAUGCUUCAUCAAGAAAAGGAAAAAAGAAACGGAACAUGCAGAUAGAAAUAGAGAAAAUGUACAUCUCAUAGAUUUAAGAAAAAAUAAUUUUAAUAAAUCAAAUAGAAAGAAAAACAUAACUGAAAAAUAUAUGGACUUUGUUUAUAAGAAUGAUGAUAUAUUUGAAAUAUUUUAUUAUUAUUUAUCUCAUUUUGACCCUAUGUACGCCUCGUAUUUCACAUAUUACAGUGAAAUGUUUUUUCUAAAGAAGAAUGCAAAGCAGAAAAAUAAGGACAGGGAUAUAAAUCAAUAUGAUUGUACAAACAUUCAGAAACACAGUGGAUUAUCAAAUAGUAAAACCGAGUUUGAAAACAACUCAAAUGGUAGCAGAAUUAACAGUAACCGUAAUAGGAGUAGUAAUAGUAGUAGUAGUAGUAGUAACAUUAAUAGUAAGAGUAAUAGUAAUGGUAAUAGUGAUAGUAAUAGUGAUAGUGGUGAAGCUACGAAGGAACGUAUUUAUAUUGUUCUAAAGCGGUUAGAAAAGUGCUAUAUCUUUGAAGACUUUUACCCAUUAUAUAUGAUAGAAAUGUUGUGUGUAAUUAAUAUGAACAAAAUAACACAUAUUUAUAACAAUUGUUGUAUGAGUAUUUUAUUAUUAUCCUUAUGCAAAAAUAGUGAUAUUCAAAAAAAGAGUAUUGAUACGCUAUUUAAUAUAAUAAAAAAAUCUAUAGUACAUUAUAAAUAUAAUUUCAAAAUUCAGCUUCUUUUAUUUAAACCAUUUUUUUUCUUUAUAAUAAAUCCAUAUGUAUGCUAUCGUUCUUAUUUUAUUAGCUCGUUUUUGAACUUUAUUAGAAAAAAUGCUUCAUUUUUUAACAAGGGUAUGUGGCUAUUUAUUAUUUUCCUCUUAUAUGUGUCUAUCAAAAAAGAAUUAAAAAAAAAAAGUCUAAAAAGUUUGAAUGAAGGAGAAAAUCAAGAUAUUCUUGAGGAAAAUAUAUCAAAUAUUAACAACAUUUUUAAUAUUUUAGAAAUUAUAAUUGUAGACUAUAUUGAAGAAAUACCAGUAUGCAAAAUUAUGGAAGUGAUAAUACAUAUGCUUAUAUUAUUUGCAUCCUUAAACGUUUUGAGUAAUAAUACAUCAUUUAGAGCUAUUAAUUUUUCUUGGUCCUUUGUGGACUACAUUAUAAAUUGUUUUGAUUUAUUGAAACAUAAUAUAAAUAAGAAUAUCAAGGAAGUAAAAAAAAAAGAUACAGAAAAUGGAAGCAGAAAGGAAAAUAAAUUAUUGCAUAUAUGCUUUAUGGAAAAUAAAAAAAUGUAUAUAUUUCAAGACGAAAUUAAAAUGAAGAAUAUAAAAAUGAAAAGCUUUUUUAUUUUUAUUUUAAAUCAUUUAACGAAACUUUGUUUUGAUGAAAGAAUAGAAGUUAGAAAUUGUAGUAUUAAAACAAUUAUGAGCAUUCUGUCGGCCCAUAUAUAUAAAUUCGAUUUCUUUUUUUAUAAGACAUCCAUAUGUCUGUUAUUGAAAAGACUUAGUAUAAAAUAUUAUUACAAGAUACAGGAUUAUUUUAAAUUAGAAAAAGAAAAUAAGGAGCAUACUGACGCAAUUGAACUGAGAGAUAAACUGCGCAAUGAAAUACCUACGUUGGACAUGUCAAAUCAGAAUAGCAACAAUCGCAUUAAUUAUAACUAUGACUGUAAUGAACACAACAGUUAUAAUAACAAUGUCCGUAACAACUGUAGUAGCAGAAAAUGCGAAAAUAAUGAAAGCGCGAAUGGGUUCAUUAUGGAUGGAACUGAGUCAUAUAGGAACACAUCAAGUGAAAACACAGUAACGCAUAAUGAGGACGUUUUGAAAGCAACGAGAAUAAACUCAUGCUCUGUGAAUGGGUUUAACGAUUUAGUGGAUGCCACUGAAAAAUUUUCGUUGUUUGAUAAUCCUGAAUCGGCUAGUAAUAUGUUGAGAGAAGCAUUUACAAACAGUUUCAAAAACUUAAUAGAAGAACAAGAAGGUUAUUUAACAGGAAAAAAAAAAAAGAAGAAAGAUAAGAAGAAAGAGAAGAAAAAGAAAAAGAAGAGAUCGGAUUUAUUGGAUGAAGUAGAGAAUAUUAUGAUGUUACCCAUUAUCAAUGCUAGCAAAUUUUUGGAAGUAGAUAAAAGUUAUGAUUUAUAUGAUUACGUUAAUGCAAAUUUUAGUAAAAUUAUUAUUCAUCAUUCUAGGGACAGUAUACUAAAGCAAUGGAUCGAAAGUUUUAUUUUAAUUAUAGAAGGAUCUAACAGGAUAUUACUUGAGCAAAAGAAUUAUAAGAAAUUUUAUUUUUUUUAUGACACAUUUGUAUGUAUAUUAAAGACCAUAUUGUUUACUGAUUAUUAUAGUAAGAACAUGUUUGAAUUACAUAUAUCUAUAUUGCAAAUACUUAAUAAUAUUUUUAUGUCCAAAUUUACCUAUUUUGGUGUAUCUUACUUUACAAUGAAAAAUUCCAUAACAACUAAAAAAACAUACACAGAUUAUUUAAACAUUUUUGAUAAAUGUUUUUUUUAUAUAUAUAAUUAUGCUUAUUCUAUCAAUGAUCAAAAGAUUAAAGACUUUUUAAUUAAGCUCAUUACAGAAAAUUUAAAGAAUAUACAUUCUGACAAAUGUAUAUACGUGAAUUCUUUGAUGUAUUUGCAUUUGUUUCAUUUGUUAUUUGCCUCCAAUUUAGAGGUUUCCGUGAAUGAAGAUGAAAUAAAAAAAAAAAAAAAUUUUUCCUUUUUAAAUUAUGAUUCCUUAUUAAAUAAGCUAUAUUUUGAUUAUUUCAUUGACAAUGAAUCGGGGGGAAACAAGGAUAAAAAAUGUAAUUAUGAAGAACCCUAUGACAAAAAAGAAGAUAGUGGUAAUAUAAUGGAUAAUGUACUCAAAUUAGAAGCAGAAAAAAGUCAAACUUCAAAUUCCGGGGAAAAACUAUCUUUUGCAAAUAGUCAUUUUUCAUAUGAAUACAAAACAGAUAAUUCUAUCAUUGAUCCAUUAAAUAUUUACAAUAUAUUAGAAAACAAUAAAGAAAUAUAUGAUAUAAAAGAAAGUAUGACGUAUCAAUAUAUGAAAAAGAAAGAUAUAUACAAAGAUUACUUAAAUAGCAAUAUAAUAAAUAGUGAUAUUUUUACAAUUAUUAUGUAUAUAUUUCUAACGUUGGAAUAUGAUCAUAUUAACCUUUUGAUAAAUUAUGAGCUUCGAAAUUCAGUGAAACUUUUAUUACAUACCCUUUCAGACAAUGAACAGAAAAGAGAGAUCUGUACCAAAUUAGUAAAUUUCUUAUUUAAUGACAAGGCAUUAUUUAAUGAAAAUUUGGAUGAAAUAAUUGAUAAAAUAGAAUUAAAUGAUACAUAUAAUAAACUUGAAAUGGAUAUGAACAAGAAUGAAAGAAGUGUAGAAAAUAAAGAAUGUAAUAGAUUAUUUACCUUAAAUUAUAAAAAACUUUACCCUUUAAAUAAUUAUGUAGAAAGUUUUCAACUGUUUUCAAUUGGGUUGUUCAAUUAUUUUAGUCCAUGUUAUAUUUAUUAUAUUCAUAAUAAAUUUAAUUUAUAUCCAAAUUAUAACAUGAAUUUAAUAUUUUCAAUAAUGCUUUGUAAUUUCGUUAGACAGGAAUAUUGUAGUUUAUAUUAUCAGAAGGAAAAAGACUAUUUCGUUUCUUUUAUAAAUAUGUUCCCCUAUAUUAUAGCAACGCAUGUGAAAUGUUUUCUUUAUAAUUUAAAUAAUAAUUCUUGCUUUGUAUAUUACGAGAGCAUAAUCAUAUUGUUGAAAAUUACAUAUAGUGUACUUCAAAAGUGUACGAUUAUUCCUAAAGAUAGUCAACUGAAGUACUGGUAUUCUGUCAUUUUUUCAAUCGAGAAAAUACUUUGUGUUAAUUGUAGCAAUGAUAAAAUUGAUAUGUUAGACAUUAUGCUCAUAAAAUUCAUAAGGAAUAAUUAUUUAAUCGAAAAAUCCCUGGUUCCGCUAUUUAUAAAAAUCUACUUGACAAAAAUUAUAAGUGAACUGAAUGACAAAAAAAGAAGAGCCUUUUCAAGCUGGACAUUACAAAUAUUAUUUGAGGAAUACGAAAAGAUGACUAAGGAAAAUUACAACGAUCAUUAUUAUACUAUUUUUAUUACAUUAGUCAUGCUAAAAAAAUGCGUGUUAACAUUAAAGAAUUUUUCAAGUGGAAUCGAUGAAAAUAAUGCUGACGAAGUUUUAUUUAUUUUAUAUGAAAUGAAAAAAUUAAAAUGCUAUUAUUCCUACAUCGACAUAAAAAAAAGCAGUUCUAUAUUAAAAUUCACAGAAGAUAAAGCACACAUGUUCAUUUGUUACCCGUACCUUUUAGACUGCUUAAACACAAAAAAUUCGAAAAUUUUUACGACAGUUAAGGAAUUGCUAAAACUUAUAUCUUACCCAUUGUGCUAUCACAAUAAUUGUUAA
Messenger RNA from Plasmodium malariae, 9951 nucleotides. Its product is annotated as conserved Plasmodium protein, unknown function. Gene Ontology annotation, cellular component: nucleus; preribosome, large subunit precursor; preribosome, small subunit precursor. Gene Ontology annotation, biological process: rRNA processing. The transcript is spliced from 7 exons. NCBI's taxonomy places the organism in Eukaryota, Apicomplexa, Aconoidasida, Haemosporida, Plasmodiidae. Bases 1 to 9951 code for a protein of 3316 amino acids. The record is from RefSeq and is a predicted model, not a curated record.